Molecule: messenger RNA, 1648 nt
Organism: Aphanomyces astaci
Lineage: Eukaryota; Oomycota; Saprolegniomycetes; Saprolegniales; Verrucalvaceae
Exons: 4
Coding region: 1-1278 (425 amino acids)
Biological process (GO): biosynthetic process
Cellular component (GO): cytoplasm
Source: RefSeq, a predicted model, not a curated record
AUGGCGUCGUCGCGAUACCCAGCGUCCAAGGCGGUAAUCCUGCUGGGGGGUCAUGAAGACCGGCACUUCCGUCCUCUAUCCAUGGAUCUACCCACGCCUCUUUUUCCCAUCGCUGGCCGGCCCAUGCUUUACCACCACGUGGAAGCGUGUGCAAAGGUCCCAAACCUCCAGGAGAUACUCUUGAUUGGAGCGUACGACGCGGGUCUGUUUGCCAGCUUCAUGGACAGGGUGACCCGCAACAUCAUCGGCAUCCCGUCCAUCCGGUAUCUUCAAGAGCGUCAGCAUCUCGGGACCGGUGGGGGACUGCGUACGUUCCGCGAGGACAUUGAAAGCGGAGGCCCGGACCUGUUUUUCGUGCUGCACUUCGACAUUUGCUGCAGCUUUCCACUCGUGGACAUGCUGCACCACCACAUCCGAGCCCAGGCGUUUGUGACUGUCCUUGGGAAGCGAGUGUUCCCCGACGAAGCCAAGACGUACGGGUGCCUUGUAGCGGACCCGGACUCGUCCGAGGUGGUCCAUUGGGCUGAAAAGCCCACGUCGUUCGUCAGCGACUUGAUCAACUGCGGGGUGUACCUCUUGAACAUGGACAUGCUCCAGGACAUUGUCGAGUUGGGCGAUGCGUUGGCCGACCAGAGACAACAGGCGGCGUUACGCAGCGCCACGUACCCGCACCUGUUUCACAACAUCCCCGACCAACUCCGACUCGAGCAAGACUUUUUGCUCCCCAUGGCUGGCACCCAGACGCUGUUUGUGUUUGAAACGGGUGACUUUUGGUGCCAGAUCAAGACGCCAGGGAUGGCGGUCAUGUGCUCCGAGCUGUACAUGCAGCGGUAUCGGUACGUCGACCCGACGCUCCUCGCGUCCACAGGCGGCAAACUCUCCCCCCGCAUCGAAGGCAAUGUGGUCGUGCAUCCGUCGGCAAGUGUCCACCCCACAGCCAAGUUGGGCCCGAACGUGUGCGUUGGCGCGGGCGUGACGAUAGGGCGCGGGGUUCGCGUCGCGCAUUCGAUUGUGCUGGCGGGGACGACGAUCCGAGAUCAUGCGUGUGUGCUGUUUUCAAUCCUCGGGUGGAAUGCGAUGGUGGGCGAGUGGGUUCGCGUUGAAGGAGAACCGCCAAACGACAAGCCCGAUGCGGCGUCCGUCGGGGGCGGCGGCGUCCGCGACGUGACCAUCUUGGGCACCGCCGUGGUGUGCAUGCCCGAAGUGAUUGUGCGCAACUGCAUCGUUCUGCCCCGCAAAACCCUCACGCAGAGUUGCCACAACCAAGUGCUGCUCUAACACGUUCGUGCGACCGUAUCGCAGAGGAGUGUAUGCACGGCCUUCCAUGACGUGGCAUGAUACAGGGCGGGCUGCGUCCGUGGGCUAGAAGGGUUAGGGAGUUGAAGUGUCGUCGCGUCGGCGAUGGUCAAGCCCACAUGCGCAGCCAGUUUGAAGAUGCUGCUGCCGCGCGCGUUCAAGACGAUGCCCACGUCGGCCGCCAAGAGCGCUGGGAGGUCGUUGAUGCCGUCCCCCACAAAGACGACCCCGUGGGACGACGGAUGCGCUAGACCCGACACAGGAAUGUAACUACAUGAGGAUUGAUGAUCUGGAAUGCCAAAGAUUGGGGUUAUGGGGGUUCAAUGUCAUGGCCAACUUGGCGUUGUGUAUA